Oncorhynchus kisutch (coho salmon) is the source of this 2674-nucleotide messenger RNA. RefSeq names its product vesicle-associated membrane protein-associated protein B. Gene Ontology annotation, cellular component: plasma membrane; endoplasmic reticulum membrane. The transcript is spliced from 6 exons. The record is from RefSeq and is a predicted model, not a curated record. Gene Ontology annotation, molecular function: FFAT motif binding. Lineage: Eukaryota; Metazoa; Chordata; Actinopteri; Salmoniformes; Salmonidae. The coding region runs from base 471 to 1238 and encodes 255 amino acids. Gene Ontology annotation, biological process: endoplasmic reticulum membrane organization.
CACCUCGUCGUACGAGACGUUCACAGAUCCUCCUUUGUAGGUAGGCUGGAUCGUUCACUACCAGAAGUGAAGCACCCUCCUAUUUCCUGUGCGGCCCUUGGGGCAAAAUCAGUUUGACACCCCUGUUCUAAAUUAAAUUGACUUUACAUUCUCAAAUAGUUGCCAUAUCAGAGCAGAGGCUGUUCGGUUUGCUCUUUCAUUUGUCCAGGUCAUUUAAAAAUAACCCUGCAAAAAUGUAACAACUCACAGAAAAGAUCUUCGCUGACAUUCCACAGACCUGCCCUAUCCCAUGACGUCACACGGAGCCCUUCCUUCCUGCUCUCUGCUUGCUAGCUUAGCUUCAGCUGUUGUUGGCAGUCCAAGUUUUCUUAUUUUUAUCCUCAGCUAUCCCUUACCGAAGUCAGGUCGUAUUCAGGAACAUUUACAAUAGCCAUAAUAGAAACAGCUGCGACAUAUAGUCCAGGUAAUUUAUGUCAGAAAGGCUUACGAACGUCUGUGACAUGGCCAGACAAGAACAAGUCCUCCAGCUUGAGCCACCACACGAACUGAAAUUUAGAGGUCCAUUUACAGAUGUUGUCACGGCCACCCUGAAGCUAGGCAACCCAACGGAUAGAAAUGUCUGUUUCAAAGUCAAGACGACCGCACCCCGUCGAUACUGUGUCCGUCCAAACAGUGGCAUCAUUGACGCAGGCACCUCAAUCAAUGUGUCUGUUAUGCUGCAGCCUUUCGACUAUGAUCCCAAUGAAAAGAGCAAACACAAAUUCAUGGUGCAGUCCGUGCUUGCUCCGUAUGACAUGACUGACAUGGAAGGGGUGUGGAAAGAGGCAAAGCCAGAGGAGCUGAUGGACUCCAAGUUGAGAUGUGCGUUUGAGCUGCCGCUAGAGAAUGACAAAACUCAUGCCAGUGAAAGCAACACAAAUGUGUCCUCCGCCCCCGUAAAGCCAGAGCUCUCCUCACUCCCUAAGUCGGCCAGCUCCUCCCUGGAUGACGGGGAGGUGAAGAAGAUCACGGAGGAGUGCAAGAGGCUGCAGAUGGAGGUCCAGAGGUUACGGGAAGAGAACAAACAGAUCAGGGAGGACGAUGGUCUGCGGAAGAGGAAAGUCACCUCCAUGGUGUCCUCCCCCCACUCCUCUUCCUCCCAGGCCAUGACGAAGGAGGAGGGCCUAAGUACCCGUGUUCUGGCGCUCUGCGUGCUGUUCUUCGUCAUCGGAGUCAUCAUCGGGAAAUUGGUCCUGUAGACAGCCAGUGGCAGCGUGCUCGGAGGACCGAACAAAACAACAACGGGAUGUAUACUUUUUGUUGUUGUUGCGUAAUGCAACAUCACAAGUUUAUUUGAGUAGUGACAUUUAACAUAAAGCGAAGGUAAAUCAAGAGUCGUCUUGCCUUUUUAAAAUCACUCUAUUCUCCGUCCUUCCACUCCUACUCACACAGAUACAGUACAAAUGAUUGUGUGGGGGAAGUGGCAACGUUGUGAUCUAUAAGUAGCAAUGUGUUCCGGUAAGGCCAAGUCUUUUCCUACUGCAGGAUUAACGUGACAGUUCUGAUGUUGUGUGAAUGUUUUACUCAUUGCUUUUUUUAAGGGAAGGACACUGUAUCUUGUGAGUCGAGAGGCUCCCUGUGAGUUUUAGCAAGAAUGGGUAAUUAUGUAAAUCUAGUCAUCUAAAUCCAUUUGUUUUAUAAAAGGAAUAAUUGGAGGUAACUGAAAAUGAAAUGUUAACCAUUGUUUUGUCCCAAAGAGACCCCUUUCCAAUACAGUAGGUUUCUUUUUAUUUCCAACAGUCAAACUUGUAAUUGGUUUUCAAUAUAUCACAGAAGAUGUACUGUCUCACCGUGCUGCAGUGAAUUAGUUCUAUGCACACUUGUUUAGUGACUGAGGUGAAAGUACAGAAUGACCGACUUGUCCUUUUGGUCGAAGGCCUGGGAUGUGAGUGAUAUCCUCAGGGUCAGUAUGAAAUGGCUGUCAUCUUCAGAGAGAACAACAGUGAUGCAGCUUUUCCAGAUGACGGCAAAUGGCUUAACCUUAGGUGAAGCCUGGAAGUGAUCCAAGUCCUGUAUCUGAUUGCAGCUGAGUAAGAGAAAUAUGCAACAUCCAUUUUUGACAUACAGUACUCUAAAAUAUAACGAUGGGUUUGGACUCAUGACGCUGUAUAUAGUUUGAUAGUCCUUUAUGUUCUUGUGCUUUGCUUCAGUUCUUUUUUGAGUAUCAUGUAAAGGCAUAAUUGUUUGUAAUUAUAUUUGUACGCACUGUAUUCCAAUCAAGUUCUCAUAUAGUGUCUACAAAUAGCAUGGAAAUGACCUCAAUAGUUUUCUUUCUUCCUGUGUCUUAAACACAGCAGAAAAUAUGACUGUCUUCUCAAAAGGGGCCAUCUCGGAACUAGCUAUCGGUUGGGGUGUUCUCUCUUGGCUAGGUUUCUACUGUCUUAGCUGUCUAAAGAAUCAACUGUCCUGUUUGUAUUUAAAAUCACAUUUUUUUUGUAGCUUGGGGGGGGCUUGGAUUGUGGACGGCUGGAUGGAGAAUUGAGCUGUGAACACUAUAUUAAAAACUGCUUUGGCGCUUCAGACCAUCACAUGUAACCACAAUAAUUGGGUACAGUUUUGUAUGUACAUUAAAUAAACAAAAUAUAAUGGAUUGUGUAGCAUCAUAGUAAUGAAUUAAAUGCAUAAGCCCAAAACA